UCUCCUAUCAGUCCUAUGAAUCAUUUCCUGGCUUCAGACUUGCAGGAUAAGGUAGGGACUUCAGAAGUGGCUGUCCCUCUUGGAAUAGACUGAGGUUCCAGCAGAAGCCCCAACAAGCUCCUUUCUUCAGGAAUUCUUACAGUCGGGAGGCAGGGACACCAGAACCAAUGGCGAUUCUGACUCAAUUGCACUGCCACCAGUGGAGGGAAGACUCAGCAAGUUCUUCCAUCCGUGGCAGGAUAUCACUCAGGACAGGUGGGCACUCAAGAUUGUCAGGGAGGGAUACAAGAUAGAGUUGAUGGAGUAUCCACCUGCCAGGUUUCUUCCUUCACCUAUUUCCAGGUCCAGCGUGAAGAUGCAAGCGGUCUUAAACAAGAUUUGUCACUUAUUAGACAUCUCUGCGAUUGAGGAAGUGCUUUCUGAGGAGUUUUUCUCAGGGCUCUAAGUCUUCUUGGUAGGAAAGAAGGACAGCACGUGGUAAUCUAUCUCAAGUUCCUCAACCAAUUUGUUACCCAAUGGAAAUUCAGGAUGGAGACCCUUUCAUCCAUAAGGGAGGCCCUUCAGCCCCAGGACUUCCUAGCAUCAGUGGACUUGAAAGAGGCCUAUCUGCAUGUCCCAAUAUUCCCAGCACACAGGCGGCUGUUAACGUUUUUAUUACAACGGGGGCCAUUAUCAAUUCAAAGCCCUACCUUUGGGCCUGGCCUCAGUGCCGAGAGUUUUUAUCAAAGUAAUGGUGACAUUGGUGGCCAGUCUUCGGGUGCAAGGUGCCAUAACUCCCAAAGUGCCAUGACUCCUUUCUUCAAUGUUUGAUGGUCAGUUGACCUCAUUCCUAACACACUGUGUUUCUAUUAAGUUUGUUGUGUGGUUGAGUGUUCUCUUGUCUAUGUGCCAUGCUUUCAUCCUUGAGUUUUCUGUUGUGGCUGGCUUCUGGAGCUUUUCCAAGAAAUGAACUGAGCCUCAGCAAGAGGGGAGGAGCAAAAGAAUUUGCUGAAGCAUUUCCUGUCUCUGAACUGUAUGGGGAGCUACACUACCCACUUGGAGACCUCUUGUCAUCCAAGAAGAAACACCGUUUACAGUGUUCCUUUUAGCGGACACCUUUUCAGACCAAGUGUUCUUGACACAGACCUCUUGAGCAUAUAUCUGAAAUUACGAGUUUUUGCCCAAUGUGCAUCACUUCUUCUUUACAUUGAAUUGCAUUUGCUAUAUAAAGUCAGAGCACCCUAGCGAGGGAGCCUGCUCCACGAGUUAGAGGGAGCCCCAGCUGAUGAAGUGUCAAGGCCCCAGCUGACAAAGCGUCAAGGCGAGUUAAGCAACAGAGCGAAAAGAGGAUCCUGCUGUCUCUGCUCCUGCCCUGGCAGACGCGUUUGCGAAGUCAGAUUGAAGAAGCACUGGACAUGGAAUUGAUAAAACAGGAGGCUGAGCAUGAGGCUUUGAAUAUCCCCAACCUCACCACUUACAUCUUGGGCACAAUGGCAAUGCUGUGUGCACCUGUUAGAGAUGAGGAAAUACAGAGACUACGAGUCGUGGCAGACCCAGUUCAUUUGCUCAGAGAGAUCUUCAGAGUUCUGAACUUAAUGAAAAUGGAUAUGGCAAAUUUUACCAUACAACGCCUUCGACCCCAUCUCCAAGAGCACUCUGUUCAGUAUGAAAGAAAUAAAUUCAAGGAGCUUCUGAACAAGCUACCUGGCAGCCUCACUUGCACAACUGAGUGGCUGCGCAAGGCAGCAGCUGAAGUAUCAACCUCUGAUCUGUCGCCCUCCUCAUCCAACUCUGAGACCAAUGGAUCACCUCUUCCAUUCUCCUCUAUGGCUGCUAGAGAAGUUUCAUCUAUCCGGAGUCCUACAGCUGUGUUAAACCAAGCAUACAUGAACUUGCUGCGCUGGGAGCAUGGAAGAGAAUAUCCUGAGACUCUAUUGAUGGACAAAGCCCGCUUGCAUGCCCUUCAGAUAGAAGUGAAUCAGCUAGCCAUGAUUGCUGCAGUCCUACUAGUGAGCAGCAGUACAUGUGGAAGUGGGGUGUUCAGCUCACCAGGGUGCGGCGAUAGGCUGAAACGGGUAACAAAAGCCCUUCUGGAAGGACUCCCUGACACAAGGUUAGAUGAUGUUUUAAUGGAUAUCAGCAAUCAAAUACAUCAGGAAGUCAAUAGGAUACUUCUCCAGUUGGGGUACCCUGCUCUCAGCACUGACAAGGCUUCUUCACUUAAAGGCCAACUAAGGAGUCUUGCUCAGAAGGACAAUGCAGUACGGAUCCUAAUUGAGCAGCGGAUCCAAGCUUUUUUUAGGUGUUGCUUGUAUCCUGGUGGUCAGAACUCUAACAAUCUACUCCAAGGUCUUGCUUCUAUUCAAGAAGAACUUCUGGAAGUUGGCCAGACAUUUGGCAGUUUGAUUCAUCACAACAGACAGGUGUUUGGUCCCUACUACUCAGGAAUACUGAAGAAAUUGCUGCUUCCAGAGGUAGUCUGAAGCAGGGACAGAUUCCUGUUAACCAUCUCAAGUAAGGCAGUGCACAUGGCGGCAGGGAGAGGGGAGAAAAAGACUGGCAAUUGUUCAGACUGUGUUUUGGCUCAAAGUCUACUGCAAUCAACUGAGCAGCUGCCCUGCUCUGUGCUGUGGUAUCUAAAGCACUCAUACAGCUGGACUACUGAAGCUGUGGGAUACAGUUACAUAAAUACCAACUGACAAUGCCAAGUUUGCCGCAGUAAACCUUUAAACAGCUCAGAACGUUGUCUUGUGUUUUUAGACCAGCUGAUGCGCUUUCCAUCAAUUGGGAGGAGCAAAACUAGUAACUUGAUGUUGUAGCCAUUAAUGCAUAAGGUAGUCUUAGUUGAUUUCAAUGCAGCAUAAUUUACAAGCAUAUUCAGGAUUAAAGUAUUGUUAUAAUACACAGUACAGAAUAGUAUUCAUACUACAGCAACCCAUAUAGAGAGGUGUCUAAUUUUAUUAAUUUAGACUGUUCUAAAUCAUACAAUUAAGAAAAACAAACAACAAAACGACCGCUGGAAGCCCAGGAAUAUUUACAGUCUCGCCUUGUUGUAGUGAGGUCAGUCUACGUUGUUGCACAGAUUGGUUAUGUUUGGUACCACAAAAACUGGACAGAUUAACAUUUUUUUAUAU
This is a messenger RNA of Rhineura floridana, 3113 nucleotides long. RefSeq names its product t-complex 11 (gene TCP11). Gene Ontology annotation, biological process: regulation of sperm capacitation. Lineage: Eukaryota; Metazoa; Chordata; Lepidosauria; Squamata; Rhineuridae. The transcript is spliced from 7 exons. The record is from RefSeq and is a predicted model, not a curated record. The coding region runs from base 1395 to 2462 and encodes 355 amino acids. Gene Ontology annotation, cellular component: sperm flagellum; acrosomal vesicle.